Molecule: messenger RNA, 9219 nt
Organism: Myripristis murdjan (pinecone soldierfish)
Lineage: Eukaryota; Metazoa; Chordata; Actinopteri; Holocentriformes; Holocentridae
Gene: col7a1l
Product: collagen type VII alpha 1-like
Exons: 109
Coding region: 1-9120 (3039 amino acids)
Cellular component (GO): extracellular matrix
Molecular function (GO): serine-type endopeptidase inhibitor activity; protein binding
Source: RefSeq, a predicted model, not a curated record
AUGGGCCACGCUUGUGUGUGGGUUUUUAUACUGUCCGUUUCUCUUUCCCAUCGAAGUGUCACAGCACAAGCUGAAGCAUGCAGGACGGUAGUGCAGGCGGACAUAGUGUUUCUGGUGGAUGAGUCAUGGAGUGUGGGCCAAACCAGCUUCUCCAGUGUUAAAGACUUCAUCUCCACCAUCAUCUCCUCCUUCCAGGACAAUGUGGUGGGAGCUGAGGGCGUCCGCUUUGGAGUCACUGUCUACGGGGAUAUUCCCAGGAUGCGGAUUGCUCUGACAGACUACAGCUCAUUGGAGGAAGUGCUCAGAGCAAUCAGAGACCUUCCCUAUGAGGGCGGAGCCAGCAGAACGGGUGACGCCCUCCAGUUCCUGGUUGACUACGUCUUCAGCCCGGCCAUCACCAGAGACAACGCGCCAAAGAUUGCUGUUUUGAUCACAAAUGGCCGUUCAGAUGACCAGGUUGAUGGCGCAGCUAAAGCAGUGGCUGACAGUGGGAUUUCUCUCUUUGCAGUAGGUAUUAGGGGAGCUGACGAAUCAGAGCUGAGGAUGAUUGUGACAGAGCCGCAUGAGGAGCACCUGUUGCUAGGCACUGACUUCUCUCUCCUGGGAGCGCUUCUGCCCAAACUCUCCCGGAGGUUGUGUCUUACUGCCUCUGAGCCACCGCGCCCAGUGAAAACCAUCCAGCCUGCUGAUGAUCGUGUCGUGGGUCCCAGGGACCUGCAGGUCACUGAGUUGGCCCAUAGCUCCCUCAGACUGACAUGGAGCCAGGCCACAGGAGACGUCACUGGAUACCGACUCCUGGUCACUCCUCUCAGUCCCAAGGGACAGCUCGUGGCUUCACAGCAGAGACUGAUUGAUCUGAAGGGAGACGUAAACACAGCGGUGGUGACAGACCUGACUCCUAAAACAGACUACUCCCUCACUGUCUACGCCAUCUACCCCAGUCUCAUAGGAGACUCUGCUACAGUCACCGUCCAGACCACUCCUUUGCCUCAGGUCUCAAACUUCCGUGUCAUUGAAAAGGGCCUGUUCUCUCUGCGACUGGCCUGGACGCCUCCUCUAGGAAAGCUCAACGGAUUCAAGAUCUUCAUCCCUAGAUCCAAUAGACCGGGAUCUACUUAUGAGCAGCUGCUUCCUGGAGACACCUCGUCCCAUGUGAUUGACAAUCUGGAGGAGGAUAACAAGUACACCGUCAGUAUUUAUGCUGUCUACCCCCAAGGACCAAGCGAGCCUGUCUCCAUAGUGGGCAAAACAUUAAAGCUGAUGCCAGUUCAACAGUUUCUGGUUCAGAAUGCAACCACAGACACAGUCCAGGCGAGGUGGACAGCAGUGCAGGGUGCGACAGGGUACCGCCUGACCUGGGCGUCACCAGAUGGCCACAUAGAGAAUGUAAACCUUGGAGACACCUACAGUUUCUAUAUGAUCCAGGGCCUCAACCCAGGCUCUGAGUACACCAUCACCAUCAACCCCAUAUUCGUAGACAUCGAGGGACCCGUCACCACCACCAGAGCCAAGACAUUGGAGAGCAGUGCAGUCCAGACUCUGAAGGUAUCUGCUGUGAGCACCAGUAGUGCUGUUGUUUCAUGGAACAGUGUCCCAGGAGCCACAGGCUACAGACUGGCCUGGGGACCCACCCCAGAGUUUGUGGGUCGGGACCGUCCCAGGCAGCUGGCACUGAAUGGCAGCACCACAGAGUACCAGCUGAAGAAUGUCAUCCAUGAUACUGAGUACGUCCUGUCUCUCUACGUGCUGUUUGGAUCUGUGGUGGGGCCCGGUAUCACCGCUACCUUCCGUACAUCUCCUUUGGGCUAUGUGUCCAACUUCAAGGUGUCAUCCUAUACCAGCACCUCUAUAGAUGUGGAGUGGAGUCCCAUCGUUGGAGCCACUGAGUACAAACUCUCAUGGAGCACAGAUGGCAGAAGCCCUCAGUCCCGUUACCUGGACCGUACUGUUCUGUUCCAUCGUAUCGAAGAUCUGAGACCAGAGACUACCUACACAGUCAGCAUCCAUGCAGUGUACGGCAACACAGAGGGACCUGAAAUCUCCCUCUCCCAGCUCACAGCUGCAGUAUCAGACUCAGAGUUGAUCCAGGCAGUGAGAGAAGUGAAGGUGGUGGACAUAGGAGUCAACUCCUUCACCCUGGCCUGGAGGAAAACACCAGGAGUAACUGGGUAUAAAGUCUCCUGGAGCCCUUUCCUUGGGGGCGAUGAGAAGUCCCAGCUGGUAUCUGCUGCCACCACCACCUUCACCAUCCCCAGGCUGCAGGAGAGCUCAGCCUAUAAGAUCCAGGUGUCACCCAUGGUGGGAAGCAGAGAGGGGAGCCCGGCUCUGGUCACUGCACGGACCCUGGAUCUUCCUAAAGUGAAUGGCUUUGCUGCUCUGAACACUACAGACAGCAGCACCGUUCUGAACUGGACCAGGGUGGCAGGUGUAUCUGGAUACCUCCUCUCCUGGAGACACAUCUCAGAGUUGGACUCUAAAACAGAGAUUCUGGGCCCAGGUUUCUCCUCCUAUAAGAUCAGUGAUCUGCUGUAUGGCAGAACCUAUAUUUUUACCAUCAGACCCUUGUAUGGAGAAGUGGAGGGACCCAUAAGCACAGUCUAUCAAAGGAUAGUGGCAAAAGGUCCUCUGUUGGUGCCAGUCCAGUCUGUCACAGUGGCCCCCCGCCCCUCUCACAUUACCACCGCCUCACAGACCACCCAGAACCCCAUGGUUAAGCCCCCCACCAAAACUGUCACCACCAAGAAACCAAGUGUCACUGGACCCAACACGACACCAGCCACCACCGUCCGAUUAACCACUUCAACCAGAAGACUGUCUACGUCCAGCACAGAGACCACUGCCCCACCAAGACCAGUGUGUGGUAAGAUGAAAGCAGACAUAGUUUUCUUGGUGGAUGAGUCCUCGAGCAUCGGUGCUAAUAACUUCGUCAAGAUGAAAGACUUCAUAUUCCGGGUGGCCACUUACUUCCCUGUCAUUGGUCCCAAGGGGACUCAGAUAGCUGUUGUUCACUACAGUGAUGAUCCUCGAAUCCAGUUCCGUUUAAUUGACUACAAGGACAGAAACUCUGUGCUCAGGGCACUCAGAGGGCUACGCUACGGAGGGGGCAACACAAAAACAGGAAAAGGCAUCAGCUAUGUGCUGAAGGAGGUGUUCCAGGAGUCUCUGGGCAUGAGGCAGGAUGUGGCUCAUGUUUUGGUUCUGAUCACAGAUGGAAGGGCGCAGGAUGAUGUGGUGCCCCCAUCCAGGAUCGCACACACUCUGGGUGUCAGUGUCCUGGCUGUUGGGGUUGCUAAUGCAGACCUUGAGGAGCUGAGGAAGAUAGCUUCUCCAACCAGCUACAAGAACAUCUUCUACUCUCAGACCUUUGAUGAUUUCCCCUCUAUAGAGAGAGAGUUCAUCAAUAGCAUCUGUAGUGAGGCGCUCCUUUCCGAGUUCAAACAACAUGAUGAGUCGGCUCAGUUGGACACCCCUACUGAAGACCCAGAGGAGCUGCUUAAGCCCCAGGGUCCCUGCCCCUCUGAAUGUGUUAAGGGCCAAAAAGGUGAAAAGGGAGAUGGUUUUGGUUUUGGUUCUGGAGGGCUGAGGUUUAAGCAAAGCUCUGGAGAGUAUAAUCCCUUCAGCCCUUCUAAAGGAGAAAAGGGAGAGAAGGGACCUCCAGGAACAGAUGGUAUUCCUGGGUUGCCUGGGCGACCAGGGAGAACUGGACCCCCAGGUUCUGCAGGCCAACGGGGUCCUCCAGGUGUUCCAGGUGAAAUGGGCCUUCCUGGACUCACUGGUCCAAAAGGACAGAGAGGAGAGAGAGGAGAACCUGGAUAUGUUAUAGGAGGUGCAGAAGCAGGUUACAUCCCUGGACGAAAAGGAGAACCAGGAUCUUCAGGUCCCCAAGGACCGCCUGGUGUACCAGGGGUCUCUGGAGCUCCAGGGCUGCCUGGUCAGCCAGGACCACUAGGGCCUCCAGGAAUCUCUGUCAAGGGAGACGUCGGGGAACCUGGGGCUAAAGGUUUGCGCGGGAAGACGGGGCUGAAGGGAGACAAAGGGGACCACGGGAAAGAUGGUAUUGCAGGCUUACCAGGUCCCAUUGGCAUUGAUGGCGUGCCAGGAUUGCCAGGUCAGAAGGGAGAAAAGGGUGAAGAAGGAAUUGGUAUACAAGGCAUCCAAGGUCCCCGUGGAGAGCCAGGAGAGAAGGGAAAUAUGGGCUUAUCAGGACCAGUUGGCCCCAAGGGCGAAACUGGAGAUCAGGGUAUCCAGGGAAUCAUUGGACCUCGGGGAAAGAAGGGGUUGAAAGGGGAGCAGGGAGAUAAGGGUGACCGAGGAGAGAUAGGACCAAUAGGACCACUAGGACCCACAGGAUUGACUGGGCCAGAUGGACAAAAAGGAGAUGUGGGUCCAAGAGGAGCGCCAGGAGAUCCUGCCAAGGGUAUAAUUGGCCCAACUGGAAAGAAGGGUACCAGGGGUGAUAUCGGUCCAGUCGGUCCUGCUGGGCCCCAGGGAGUAAAAGGACAACAAGGAGACAAAGGAGAAAAGGGCAGUCCUGGGUUUGGGAUCCCAGGACAACAGGGACCAAAAGGAGAGAACGGUGAGAGGGGAAAUGUUGGUUUGUCUGGAAAACCUGGACCAAAGGGGCAGGACGGCUCUAAAGGGGAUACAGGGAAUGUCGGCUUACCUGGCAAUCCUGGAGCUCCAGGAUUAAGAGGUAAAGAUGGCGAACCUGGAGUUAAAGGAGACCAAGGACCUAAGGGUGAGCAAGGUCCAUCUGGAGAGCCUGGUGAAAGAGGAAUUAGGGGUCCACUGGGAUUACCAGGACGACCGGGGGACCCAGGAGAGAAGGGGGAUACUGGGAAGACUGGCUUGUCUGGGACAGAUGGCAAGAAAGGAGAAAAAGGAGAGCCGGGAAAACCGGGGCCACCGGGAGGAGCACACUUUGCUUCAGACAACAAUGUAUUGACCAGAGUGAUCAAGGGUGAGCCAGGGGAACCUGGUGAGCCUGGUCUGAGAGGAGAAACAGGUCUGCCUGGGCCAAGAGGUCCUGAAGGCAAACCUGGACCACCGGGUUCAUCUCUGGGUGUGUCUGGGAUGGGGAGAGAUGGACUGGAUGGACUACCCGGGAAGCCAGGAGCCAAGGGUGACCAGGGACAAAAGGGAGAACCAGGUCUGAGGGGAGAGAAAGGAGACCAAGGUCGGGUGGGGAUCGCUGGAAUGCCUGGCUUACCAGGAACUCCGGGGAGACCUGGAACUGAUGGGAAGAGGGGCCUGUCAGGAAAAGAUGGAGAAAAAGGACCAAAAGGAGAUGAUGGCAAAAAGGGUGACAAGGGAGAGCCAGGUGUAAAUGGUAAAGAUGGUAGCAAGGGGGAACCGGGACCUCCAGGUUUGCCUGGUACGCAAGUGCUUGUCACUCCAGAGGGUGCCACCAUUGAAAACAUCAGACAAGCAUUUCCUAUCCCAAUGGGUCCUCCAGGAGCCACGGGCUCACCGGGAAGGAAGGGAGAUAAAGGGGAGAGAGGCUUGAAAGGAGAGAAGGGUGAUGCUGGAGCCCCUGGAAAAUCAGUUGAGAUGAAGGACAUUGAGGCAAUGUUUGAAGCCUACGGCAUCAGGCUUCCCUUGCUCAAGGCCUUAAUUGACAGACUGCUACAGGAGGGAAUAGAGGAGUUGCUUCAGGUGCUAGACAGCUCCAGGAAAGCAAAAGAGGACAUAGAAACUCACAACUCCAACAUCAUCACCGAGUACACAAGUUCGGUGAAGUUUGACCUCUCCAGCCAGCAGAGGUCACAGAUAGACACCAUAGAAGACCCCGAGUUGAACAGACAGCUUCCAGAGCCUCUCACAGCUGACCUUCUGAAUGAAACUGCAGAGGGCCCUGCCUUGCUGGCCAUCACGUCGCUGAAUGGAGAUCAGGAGCUGGGCAGGAUUGGAGCCAGGUCAAGGGGAACAGAGGGGAAGGGGACGGUGGAUGAGGAUGGCAUUGAAAUAUCCCCACUCAAAAUUAAUCUGACUGUGAUCAACUCUACUUCCAACCACACUGCCACUCAGGAGAAUGUCUCAGGGUUACCAGAGGCAGUGGUGGAGACUGUUCUCCUCACUCGGGACGACUCUGUCAAGAAGAGCUCAGGAGACAAGAAGAGGAACAGGGAGCGUGGGAAGGGCAAAGGAAACAAAGGACGACAUAAGAGGCAGAGACAGCGCCUGGCAAGUGAGCGGGUACAGGGGGAGGAAGAGGAAUUUUACCAUGGUGAAGAUUACAGUUAUGAAUACGAGGGAGAACUUUCCAUCGCCGGCCCCUCAGUCGCUCAGGAGGGGAGAAGGAAAGAGCAGCUUGAAGUCCAAAUGGAAAAUUUGCCCUAUCUGUUGAGUCAAAAUCAGGAGGAACAGCUGCCCACACACAGGCCUGUCCAGCUCAGCCCACUGCCCUCACGCUCAGACAGACAGAUGGCUGCACAGGGUCACUUGACAACCACAGAGCCGCCGUCUCAGACAAACAGUGAUAUAGAAAGGGAGGAAGCGUCGAUGCUUACACCUCCCAUCACAACAGAGGACGCAGACAAGGUGCUUCGAUCCCGAAUCAGGGUGAGGAAAAGCGCCCCCUGGCCUGAUUCGAUGGCUUUCAUGCCGGGUGUCCCAGGUGGAAGAAAUCGAUACAAGGAUGGACAUAAAUCAUAUUCUUCUGGAGCCCAAGGCCACAACAACUGGAAUAAGAAGCGGCAAGCAAGCCCUGACCUUCAAAUCCAAAACAGGAGUGAAAGACAAGAGUGGAGGGAGGAUGAUGGGAGGAUGAUGCAUACAGAAACAAAGGGAGGGGAAGAAAAAGUAGAGAAGGAAGAGGAGGAGGGGGGAUUGGAGGAAGAGACAGCAACAGAAUUCACAGAAACAGUCCCAGAUUAUGGGGAAGAGGAGCGAAGCGGAGACUACGAGUGGGAGACAGAGGAGGACGUGGAUCGAGAGAGGGAAGGGGAGGAGGACCUGGAGAAGGAGAGAGAGAGGGAGCGUCUGGAGAUGGAGAGAGAAAGAAUGGAGCUGGAGAAAGAGAAGGAGGCUGAGAUGGAACUGGAGAGAGAAAAAAUGGAAAAGGAGAGAGAGGAAACAGAUAACGGGAGGGGGCGAGACUUGGAGAGGGAGAGGGAAGAAUGGGAGAGAAGCAGGGCGGAGAUGGAGAGAGGGCAAGAGGGGGAUUAUGAGGAAGAGACUGGAAGGCCAUAUCCAUAUCCUCCAAUGUAUUUUUACCUGAAGGGCGCUCCAGGUGAGGAUGGAAAACAAGGACCAAAGGGGGAAAUUGGUGAAAAGGGACAAAAGGGUGAGCCAGGUAUUGGUCACAGAGGGCCAGUGGGGCAGGCUGGUCCUCCAGGACAAAAGGGUGAGCCUGGUGAGCCAGGACCUCCAGGUGCUCAAGGUAUCCAGGGUAUCCGUGGUAACCCAGGCAUUCAGGGCUCCCCAGGCCUGAGAGGUCAGCCGGGGGAUCCAGGAGAACCGGGCAGAGAGGGGGAAAGGGGGAGACGGGGAAAGAACGGAUUACCUGGAUCUCCUGGACCACGAGGAGCAUCAGGCCCCCUGGGUCCUCCUGGUGUGCCUGGAGUGAAAGGAGAAAAGGGUGACAGUCUGCCAGGUGAGCCCGGUGCCAGGGGUGUGGCUGGGAUCCCAGGCAGACGGGGUGAAAGGGGCAUAGUAGGAGUUAAAGGAGCUCCAGGGCAUAGAGGUCUGAAAGGCUUGCAAGGAAGCAAAGGUGAAAAGGGAGACCGUGGAUCACCUGGAGUCAGAGGAGAGAGGGGCAGCGUGCUUCAAAUCCAAGGUCCCCGCGGAUAUAAGGGCACCAAGGGAGAGGCGGGUGUGCGAGGCCCGCCAGGUUUUGAUGGAGAUAAAGGAGAAAAGGGGGAAGAUGGUCCCCCUGGAUUCAAGGGCCUAAAGGGCGACGCAGGCACGAAGGGUGCAGUGGGACCGUUUGGAGCCCGAGGACCAGUAGGCCAGAAAGGAGAUCCAGGGGAGCCAGGUGCUAAUGGUGUAAAGGGCCGCAAUGGUGAUCAUGGAUUGGAUGGAGCCAAGGGGGAAAAAGGUGAAAUAGGACUGCAAGGACAGAAGGGUGAUCAGGGCAAUUCAGGAGAGCCAGGCUUGCCAGGCGACACAGGGGAGAAGGGGGAGAAGGGAUUCAGAGGCUUACCUGGACGCAUGGGGAGCCCAGGACUGGAUGGAGAAAAGGGUGACACGGGGUUACCUGGCACUCCGGGAAUACCUGGGCUCAAUGGACUCACGGGACGUAAGGGUGAUAAGGGGACUGGAGGGAUCGAUGGUGUGGACGGUGCCCCAGGACAGAAAGGAGACAAGGGGGCAGCAGGUUUCCCCGGCUUCCCAGGGUUCAAAGGGUCAGCAGGGAGUCCAGGGAGGGAUGGAGACCCGGGAAGACCAGGACCCUCAGGAGCCCGAGGGGACACAGGACCUAAGGGAGAGAGGGGCAGAAGAGGCAGAGGAAAGCCUUGUCAGCGAGGACCACCUGGGACUCCUGGAAAUAAAGGGGACAGUGGGAAGGUGGGGGAUGAAGGACGCAAGGGGGACAAGGGGGAGCCUGGACUCUCUGUUGAAAAAGUGAAGGAGCUUGUCACCCAAGAGGUGGCAGAAAAGUGCGGGAUGGAAUACCAGCUCUUAGUGAAGUCCAUGGAUCCAGAUAAAGAGACCGUGGUGACUGAGAGUGACAGCAAGCCAGAGGACACUGUAUCGUUGUUCACUAGUGAGCAAACUGAGGAGGGGAUGGGAGAGGAAGAUGAUGAAGAGGAAAAGAACACAUUUGGAGAUGGACUGGGAGAAAUGGCCAGUCUGGCCCCUGUAGUCCUCAGAGAAGAGGGGAUCCCAUCAAACCACACUGAUUUUGGCGGGGAAAGGAGUGUGGAGUCGGGACAGAGGAAGAAGAGAAGGGUAUUUGGAGAAAAGACGACUGGCUCGGCUGCUGAUCGCUGCCUAGAGCCAAUGUCGGAGGGCGGCUGUACGGAGUUUGUUCUGCUCUGGUACUUCCACCGUCGCUCAGGGGAAUGCAGGCCCUUUGUGUACGGGGGCUGUGGUGGCAACCAAAACCGAUUCCCCUCAAGACAGGAGUGCCAGAAGUGGUGUGUUACGGAGGGGAGAGGCCUUGAACCCUGGAGAUGAAGCCAACAACUGCCAAACAAAAUGCUUAUUUUGUACAUGACAGUGAAGAAUGUUAUCAAAAUGUUUUAUAAUGUUUUUUUUUAUGUAUAUAUCACAAGG